Molecule: messenger RNA, 897 nt
Organism: Fraxinus pennsylvanica
Lineage: Eukaryota; Viridiplantae; Streptophyta; Magnoliopsida; Lamiales; Oleaceae
Source: the annotation of a GenBank genome assembly
AUGCCCGCCCAAGUCAUGACUGAGAUGACCUUUUCGGAACUUCAAUUUCCGGGAAAGGAAACCACUUCUCCAUCCAUCACAAGGUUAGAGGGAAAGAUUGCAAUUGUGACAGGUGGAGCUAGAGGGAUUGGCGAGGCAACAGUUCGACUCUUUGCAAGGCACGGAGCCAAAGUGGUCAUUGCAGAUGUCGAGGAUAUAGCUGGAAAUGCAUUGGCAAACUCACUAGGCCCUUCAGUUUCAUUCAUACAUUGCGACGUGAGCCUUGAACAAGACGUCGAGAAUUUAAUCAAUUCAACAGUUUCACGUUUCGGAAAGCUCGAUAUCCUCUUCAACAAUGCAGGUGUCCUUGGAAACCAAUCGAAGCACAAAAGCAUUGUCGAUUUUGAUGUUAAUGAAUUCGAUCGUGUGAUGAAUGUGAACGUGCGCGGAGUGGCACUAGGGAUGAAGCACGCGGCCCGUGCAAUGAUUCCAAGAGGAACUGGAUGCAUUAUAUCAAUGUCGAGUGUAGCCGGAGUGAUGGGCGGGCUCGGUCCGCAUGCUUAUACUGCUUCGAAGCACGCCAUUGUUGGGCUAACAAAAAAUGCUGCUUGUGAAUUGGGCAGAAAUGGGAUUAGGGUUAAUUGCAUUUCUCCAUUCGGCGUGGCUACUUCAAUGCUUAUAAACGCUUGGAGAACAUUUGACGAUGACGAAGAACAAGACGAGAUUCAUGAACGAGAAGUGGAAAAAACUGAGGAAUUUGUGAGGAGUUUGGCCAAUUUGAAAGGUCCAACAUUGAAGGCUAAAGAUAUUGCAGAGGCUGCGCUUUAUCUUGCAAGUGAUGAAUCAAGAUAUGUAAGUGGUCAUAAUCUGGUUGUGGAUGGUGGUGUUACUACCUCUAGAAAUUGUGUAAAUUUGUAG